This is a messenger RNA of Vollenhovia emeryi, 519 nucleotides long. RefSeq names its product vegetative cell wall protein gp1-like. The transcript has a single exon. Bases 1 to 519 code for a protein of 172 amino acids. NCBI's taxonomy places the organism in Eukaryota, Metazoa, Arthropoda, Insecta, Hymenoptera, Formicidae. The record is from RefSeq and is a predicted model, not a curated record.
AUGGGCAGGUCGCGACGAGCUGGACGCAAGGUCCAGCUCAGACGCAUAGCGAGAGCGUACUCCACCCCUGGGGUCUUCGACCCCAGGGUCUUUGACAGGCCUCUAGAGCCUCCCAACCCAUCGCUCCCGCCUCCUCCCCCUUAUCCGCAUCCCCGGGUAAGAGCCACCCUGCCCCAACCCCCUGCAGGAGUCAAGGGAUCACCCCCAGCAGCACGGUCAAACCGCCCGUCCUGCCCGAGCCUCCCUGACCCCUGCCCGAUCAGGACUUGGGCCCCACGGAGGCCCAUCACCCCGGCACCCAGGCCACCGGUGGCGGCAUUGGCGACGGCACCUCCAGCCCAGGCGCCUAAACAAGCGACGAAGCCCCCGCCCGGACCGAAGGCCCCCAAAGCUACCCUCGCUCCGAGACGGACGAAGCCCUGCAUCGUCCGGAUUGAGGCCCUACCGCAGAGGAUACGGAUCUGCAGGCGUCCCAAGAAGGCACCACAGGGGACCAGGGACAUGCCCUCCCUGGGCUAG